UAAUCUUCUUUGUCGCUCGCCCACCAAUCACCCCGGCCAGCCUCGUGCGACGACACAUUCCUCCGCCCUCACACUGUACAACUUCCUUCUUGCUGCCCCAGCAGGUUCGACUUCCGCCAACGCACGCUUCCUUGUGGCUUCGCCGGCAUGGCCGUCUCCAUGCUGCAUGCUCCCUCGCGGGCUUCCACGUCGUCGUCCUCGUCCUUCGUUCCCGUUUCUCGCCAGAACACCAUGUCCUCUCACGAUGGCUCCCGCUCGGUGCGCCAGUCGAAGCGUUACUCGGUCACCGCCCUGUACCUGUCCAUGUCCGCAAAGGACAAGGAGCUGGAAAUCGAGGAUGACCUGGCAAGAGCACAAAAGGCUUUGCGCGAAUUGAAAGCCAAAAUAUCGUCACAGUCGAAAAAGAACUUCGUCUUGGAAAAGGACGUGCGCUAUCUGGACUCGCGCAUAGCGUUGCUCAUUCAGAAUCGCAUGGCUUUGGAAGAGCAAAAUGAGGUUGCGAACCACCUAGACGAAUCCACCGAGCUGCAGGAGGGCUUCUUCCCCAACGACGAGAAGACACAAAAAUACGGAAAUCUGCUCUUCCUCCUGCAGUCGGAGCCAAAACACAUUGCACACCUGUGUCGCCUCGUCUCCAUGGCCGAGAUCGAUGCCUUGUUGCAGACCGUCAUGUUCACAAUCUACGGAAACCAGUAUGAGAGCCGUGAGGAACAUCUGCUACUGACCAUGUUUCAGUCUGUCCUGACAUAUCAAUUCGAUCACACCCCUGACUAUAGCUCGCUACUGCGCGCCAAUACCCCCGUGUCGCGCAUGAUGACCACAUACACCCGCAGAGGUCCGGGUCAGAGCUACCUGCGGGUCGUCUUGGCCGACAGCAUCAACUCGUUGAUCGAACUGAAAGACUUGGAUCUGGAGAUCAACCCUCUGAAGGUAUACGAGAAGAUGGUCAGCGAGAUCGAGGAAAAGGAGGGCUGCCUUCCGCCCGAUCUUCCCAAGGGAGUUACCGCAGAACAGGCGGCCGAGAACGAGACGGUGCAGCAGAUAAUCGCACCGCGGCUGACCAUGCUCUCGGAAAUCGCAAACAACUUUCUGACAACCAUCAUCAACGGUCUGGAAGAAACGCCCUACGGUAUCCGAUGGAUAUGCAAGCAGAUUCGAAGUUUGUCAAGAAGGAAGUACCCAGACGCACAGGACCAGACUAUAUGCACUCUGAUCGGAGGCUUCUUCUUCCUUCGAUUCAUCAAUCCUGCCAUCGUCACCCCGAGGUCGUACAUGCUCAUCGACGCAACGCCAGCAGAGAAUCCGAAGCGCACGCUCACCUACAUUGCUAAGAUGCUCCAGAAUCUGGCCAACAAACCUUCGUACGCGAAGGAGCCGUACAUGGCGAAGCUGCAGCCCUUCAUCCAUCAGAACAAGGAUCGCAUGAAUAAGUUCCUUCUCGAUCUGUGCGAGGUUGGUGAUUUCUACGAGAGCCUGGAAUUGGACAACUAUGUUGCGCUGUCUAAGAAGGACCUCGAGCUUUCCAUCACCCUGAACGAGGUCUAUGCCACGCAUGCGCUCUUGGACAAGCAUGCCGCUGAGCUUGCAAAGGAUGAAGGCUCUCAUCUGGCCGUACUUCUUCAAGAGCUCGGACCUGCACCAGCUCAGCUGCCACGCAAGGAGAAUCGCGCGAUCAACCUUCCCCUGUUCAGCAAGUGGGAGACACCAUUGGAUGAUCUCAAUGCGGCUCUCGAUAUCACACAAGAUGACAUCUACUUCAUGGAGGCCAAGUCGACAUUCGUCAUGAUCUUGCGGUCUCUGCCUCCGAACUCAUCAAUAACACGCAGGCCGCUGAGGCUGGAUCGAAUAGCCGAAGCCGCAGCCACAACCAAGAAUGAUUCAGUCAUGGUCAAGAAGGGCAUCAGGAGUAUGGAGCUGUUGAGCCAACUGCAAGAAUCCGGCGUCAUCGACAAGGAAGAUGGCUUUGCUCUUCUUCGAGACGAGGUUGAGCAAGAGCUGGUGCAUUUGGGCUCCAUGAAAGAAAAGGUCCUCGAAGAGACCAAGAAGCUCGAAGAAGUUUUCCGAACAAUCCGCGAUCACAACGCCUACCUCGUCGGCCAGCUCGAAACUUACAAGUCAUACCUCCAUAAUGUGCGCAGCCAGUCCGAAGGCAAGACGCGAAAGCAACAGAAACACCAGGUACUCGGUCCCUACAAAUUCACGCAUCAGCAGCUCGAGAAGGAAGGUGUCAUCCAGAAGAGCAAUGUUCCCGAGAACCGCAGAGCGAAUAUCUACUUCAACUUCACGAGUCCUCUGCCCGGUACAUUCGUCAUCUCGCUCCAUUACAAGGGCCGCAACCGCGGUUUGCUGGAGCUGGAUCUGAAGUUGGAUGAUUUGCUCGAGAUGCAGAAGGAUAAUCAGGAAGAUCUGGAUCUGGAGUAUGUGCAGUUCAAUGUGUCGAAGGUGCUGAUUCUGCUCAACAAGCGGUUCGCGAGGAAGAAGGGGUGGUAAGCGAGGAGCGUCGAUGUCGGGGGAGGACAUUUGAUACCCCCUUUCUUUGGAGAUACUUGUCGACAUCAUUGGAGCUUCCACUUGACCUUCCGGACACAAGCACUUGAGGAAGGGUCUUGGAGUCUGGAGCCGUGGGAUAUACCAUCAACUAUUCCCUUCCAAGGAAGCCCACCGGUCGCCUAAGCAUCUCCAGGAGACACAUAUUAGCGUGCUUGAACGAGGACCAUUAAGAAGAUACGAUAUCCGGCACAACUCGACACCGUUCGUGAUGACCC
Molecule: messenger RNA, 2765 nt
Organism: Westerdykella ornata
Lineage: Eukaryota; Fungi; Ascomycota; Dothideomycetes; Pleosporales; Sporormiaceae
Product: Rho GTPase activation protein
Exons: 5
Coding region: 148-2490 (780 amino acids)
Biological process (GO): regulation of GTPase activity; regulation of actin cytoskeleton organization
Cellular component (GO): cell cortex
Molecular function (GO): protein binding; GTPase activator activity
Source: RefSeq, a predicted model, not a curated record